AUGGUCAGUCCUGAUGGCCCAUUUGCUCGGACGGGACUCGCGCCCGUGGCACUCAGGACAUUAGAGGCCGAUAUUAACUCAAACAACUUUAUUCCUUCGCGUUCAGUCAAGCAGCCCACAUCCUUUCCUGGCACAUCUUCAUCCUGUGCUCACUCCUCUUUCGCAUCUCCAGCUUUCUCGCCCUCUUCCCCGAACAUACAACUCAAACCGGUGAGCCCCCACACAGCAGUUCCAUGCGCCUGGGCCGUGACCGAAGUUAAUGGAAGACCAAUCAGUCUUUUCAGCAAGAGAGACGAAGUGAGCUUAAGCUGGCACCUAAUUAAUGCCUUUUUAAUUGUCUUGCCAACAGGGCACUUGACCAAAGUGCUUCGAUAUAUUUUCUUCCCUGCUUCAAUGAAAGCGAAACGUUAA
Molecule: messenger RNA, 411 nt
Organism: Protopolystoma xenopodis
Lineage: Eukaryota; Metazoa; Platyhelminthes; Monogenea; Polystomatidea; Polystomatidae
Source: the annotation of a GenBank genome assembly